Messenger RNA from Manis pentadactyla (Chinese pangolin), 2045 nucleotides. RefSeq names its product synapse associated protein 1 (gene SYAP1). Gene Ontology annotation, cellular component: synapse; cytoplasm. The coding region runs from base 35 to 1231 and encodes 398 amino acids. The transcript is spliced from 9 exons. The record is from RefSeq and is a predicted model, not a curated record. Lineage: Eukaryota; Metazoa; Chordata; Mammalia; Pholidota; Manidae.
CGGCGUCGGAGUUGCCGUAGAGGCGGGGAGACCCAUGGGCCCAGCUGCCCUGAGCAGCGCUUCCGGCCAUAUCCCAAGGGGGCCUGCGUUGUGGAGUUGGGGGCAGGCAACGGUUUCCAGUGAUCCGGACCGCGGCUGCCGCCCCGCGAGCGGGAUGUUCCAGGGUCUGAGCAGCUGGUUUGGCUUGGAGCAGCCGGCGGCGAGUGGCCGGCAGUCCGAGGGAGAUGGGCACGGUGCAGGAGACGCUCCACCCGAGCAGCGUGCUGAGGCGGUGGUGGAGUCGGCGGAGGGGGAGCCUCAGCAAGCGGGGGACCAGGAGCUCCUUCACCAGGCCAAAGGCCUCGGCACCUAUCUAUUUAACUUUGCAACUGCUGCUACAAAAAAGAUAACUGAAUCAGUUGCUGAAACAGCACAGACAAUAAAGAAAUCAGUUGAAGAAGGAAAGAUAGAUGACAUCAUUGAUAAGACAAUUAUAGGAGAUUUUCAGAAGGAACAGAAAAAAUUUGUUGAGGAACAGCAUACCAAAAAAUCAGAAACAGCAGUGCCCCCGUGGGUUGAUAGUAAUGAUGAAGAAACAAUUCAACAACAAAUCUUGGCCUUAUCAGCUGACAAGAGGAAUUUCCUUCGUGACCCUCCAGCCGGUGUGCAGUUUAAUUUUGACUUUGAUCAGAUGUAUCCUGUUGCCCUCGUCAUGCUUCAGGAGGAUGAGCUGCUGAGCAGGAUGAGAUUUGCCCUUGUUCCUAAACUUGUGAAGGAAGAAGUGUUUUGGAGGAACUACUUUUACCGGGUCUCCCUGAUUAAGCAGUCAGCCCAGCUCACAGCCCUGGCCGCCCAGCAGCAGGCCACCGGGAAGGAAGAGAAGAUGCACAGCAGAGAGGAUGAGUUGCCACUGACAGAGGCAGUACGGCCCAAAACGCCACCUGUUGUAAUCAAAUCUCAGCUUAAAACUCAAGAGGACGAAGAGGACAUUUCUACCAGCCCGGGUGUUUCUGAGUUCGUCAGUGAUGCCUUCAAUGCCUGUAACUUAGAUCAGGAGGACCUGAGGAAGGAGAUGGAGCAGCUGGUGCUUGACAAAAAGGAGCAGGAGAAAGCCAUACCAGAAGACGAAUCUGCAGAUUGGGAAAAAGAACUACAGCAGGAACUUCAAGAAUAUGAAGUGGUGACAGAAUCGGAGAAGCGAGAUGAAAACUGGGAUAAAGAAAUAGAGAAAAUGCUGCAGGAUGAAAAUUAGCUGUUUCCUGAAAUAAAGGAAUAAUCCUUAACAUUCUGUAACUGACAUUAAAUUCUAGAUGGCAACACUCACUGAAUCAGAAGACACAAAAUAGUAUAACUUCAUGAAAUCCAAAAUUAUUCUUUCUUCAAGUAGAAACUUGCCUCUUCUAAAAAAUAUACAGACCAGUUAUUCUAAUGAUCGAAUAAGGAUGUUUUAUGUGAUAUUUCUUUAGUAUAAAUCUAGCUAGAGAUAUAGUCAGUAUGGAUAUCUUUGCCACAGAAACACAAGUAAAAUUUUUAAAGUUCUGUUUUCCAUAAGGUCAAGAAUAUGAUUUAUUCUUCAGUUGUGGCUUUCUAAACAUUUGUACUUCUUGUUGCAUUUUCAUUGAUACAUGUAUGUUAAAGUACUUGAUAAUGGAUUGGUAACUAUCAAAAUGACCAAAUUGUACCAAAGAACUUAAGAAGAAGCACUUUCAGGACUAUUUUCUUGCUAGAUAUUUUCUGAAAUCCAUCUGGAAGCCAAGAGAUAAUUAUGGUGAUUUUAAUGCUAGUGAUACACACAAUUUGACAUUGAGGAGUAACUGCAAAAAUACUAUCUCUGAGGCCUUUUCUUGUUUUGUUUUUUAAUUACACCACAAUAUUUUCCUAAAUUCACAUGAUGGUUUUGUAAAAAGCAGGGCCUUUCAAUGUUUUUUUUUUUUGUAAUAAUGACCUGCAGAAGCACAUUCACUGUAAAGUCUCUUGUUCCUGUUUAAAUCAUCACCACAUAUAAAUAUUUUAGCUUUGUUUGUCUUAAUUAAACUAUUAAUCUUUAUAAAAUUGUGUUCCUCUGG